CCCCUUUACCCUCACUCAACAGUUCCCACUUUCGACCCACCACUACAACUAUCCACUGCCAAUCCUGCCCUUCUCAGCAUCCUUGCCUUGCUCGCGACAAGCCCAGGCCAGCUUCUUCCUGCCACCUUCAGAAGCCAAGAAACCAAGGAAGUCUGACAGUGAAAGUAGGACCAAUGGGUUUUCGGUUGAGAAGGCAAUUUGAGGGAGAGCAGUGGUAAGAUUGGGAGGCAGAGGAGGGAAGAGAUCAGAGUUGGAGGGGAAGAAUAGUGGACUAAUGGAAUACUGGUCCAGAGGAAUGAUAGAAGUUAGAAACAAAAGAAACUUCCUUCAGAACAGAGUGAUAAGAAGCUUAUUAACUAUAAUAACAAAUUUGGUAAAUAUCAAGAUCACAAAAGCAUGGGUUUCUCCUAAACCUCAUAGAACCGGUGCUGUAUGACGCCCUAAUAAAUUAUUUUAUCAAAAUUUUUCUUCAACUGGCGCUUAUUGAGCCUAACAGCAUAAGUUCUUGUGAAGGACAAAAGAGAUUACGCAGAGGAGGCAUU
Molecule: messenger RNA, 542 nt
Organism: Moneuplotes crassus
Lineage: Eukaryota; Ciliophora; Spirotrichea; Euplotida; Euplotidae
Source: the annotation of a GenBank genome assembly